Molecule: messenger RNA, 1092 nt
Organism: Loa loa (African eye worm)
Lineage: Eukaryota; Metazoa; Nematoda; Chromadorea; Rhabditida; Onchocercidae
Product: SH2 domain-containing protein
Exons: 7
Coding region: 13-855 (280 amino acids)
Source: RefSeq, a predicted model, not a curated record
AGUGGCAAUCCAAUGAGAGACAUGCUGGGACGACCGCUGUUCAAAUUUUUCCACUUAUCAGCAGCGACCGCUGUGCCGCCAUCUUCAUCUACUGAAUAUCACCAGUUAAAGGAGGACAAAGACGAUGAAAGACAUCAGCACAAUAGUCGAGCUACAUCCUUGAACCGGCGCACUGAUCCCAUGUGCAUACCUAAAACCAGAAAGGAAAACAGUUUAAAUGAAUAUGCCUUCUGUGAAGGACUCUGUGAUAAUGAAUACAUGCUGGUGGAUAUCAACCAAAGGUUAUGCAAGAGCGUCGACAUCGAAAAACGUCCACAUGAUGCAAAUAUGGAUCAGCUAGAUCGAGUGCCAGUUGAUUUUUCCGCCCCAUCUGGUCCAACGAUUAUAACUGAUCCGGACGAGGUUGAGGAGAUACUGAAGUGUGGUGAAUCUCGAGCUAUUUACAAGGAUCAUUCCAAAAUUUACGGUCUUGCAUCUUGCUCAAUGUAUCGUGCUGAACGUUGGUUCCACCACAAUGCUGAUAGGAGUAAAGUGGAGCGAAUGUUGCAAAGAACUGGCGGAGAGGAUGGCUCCUUUUUGGUUCGCGUCAAUCAGCGGAAUUGUUUGAUACUCACCAUGUGUCAUCAUCAGAAAAUUUAUAACAUUUAUAUCAACGUUAAAGUUGAAGGACACAAAACAACAUUUUUCAUUGAAACACUGCAUCAGUUUUCCAAUCUGAUAGACCUGGUUAAGUAUUAUACUCAGCAUCAAGGAUUAUUGCUCCCAUGUAAACUCACCAGAGGAGUCGCGCUCAGAUGGCCUGAUUGCACAAAGAGAGGUAUAACAAAUCGGUUGUGUGUUGAGGAAGAUUAUUAAUUCACAAAGAACUGGAGGAUGGGAAGUGUCACAUCAGAAAAAUAUGGUCGUCGAACAAACGAGAAUAUCCGUUAAAGAAAAUGAGCGUAUUUUUCGACAAAAUGAAAGGACCAAAAAACUGAUGUAAGACGAAAAAAUAUUCUUUAUUCUUCAUAUCAAAACGGAUCCUGUUUAAGCAAUAUUUCUAAAACUCACGUUAAUUCCACAACAGAACAAGAAACCAUACAUAACUACACC